AUGGUGGGAGAUUUCAAUGAAGUUUUGAGGAAGGAAGAAAGAAUUGGUGAGGGAGUUCCUAGAUUUACUAAAGGUAUGGAGGAGUUUAGAAGUUUUGUGAAUAGUAUGGAGUUGAUCGAUUUAAAUUGCGUUGGAGGUAAAUUCACAUGGUUUAAAGAUAACGGUAAAGCUUUUAGUAGGAUAGAUAGAUUUCUUCUUUCUAAAAAGCUAAUUGAGGAUUGGGAGGUUUGUGACCAAAGGAUUGACAAAAGAGACUUUUCGGACCACGCUCCUAUUCGGUUAGGUGUGGGGAAGCUUGAUUGGGGACCGAAACCGUUUAGGUUCAAUAAUGCUUGGUUUAAACAUGAAGGUGUCAAGGUUUUUGUGGAGAUGGAAUGGAAGAAGUUGUUUGUAACGGGAAGGGGUGAUUUUGUGCUCUAUGAGAAAUUGAAGAGUUUUAAAGAGAAUCUCAAAGGGUGGAAUAGGGAGAUUUUUGGGUGGGUUGACCUUAAGAUGGAGGAGGCAAGGGAUAGCAUAAACAUGUGGGAUAAGGUGUUAGAGGAGAAGAUGGGAGGUGAUAACGAAGUGAGAGACAAAGACGCAACGCUAUUACUUCGUUGGAAGGAGAGGAGGGUAGAGUCGAAGGAGUUACAAACAUCAAAGAGGAGAUUCAUGGUUGACUUUGAUAGACCGGUUCCGGAAGGCCUUUGUUUCAAGCGGUUGGAGGGUGAUGAUGUGGUUUGGAUGGAGCGGGAAUUUUCCGAAGUUGAGAUCAAGGAGGCGGUAUGGUCUUGUGAUGGUGAUAAAAGUCCCAGUCCGGAUGGAUAUUCGUUGGAGUUCUUUAAGCUUAAUUGGGAGAUUUUGAAGGAGGAUGUGUUCAAGUGUGUUAGGGAUUUUCAUGAAAAAGGGAAACUUACCAAAGCUUGUGCGGGAAAAAGAGUUGAAAUGUCUGACUUGGCCAAAGCUUUGGAAGUGCCCGUUGCGGAUUUAGAAGCUAAUCACAAAACCGAUGGAGGAAUACAAGGAAUUAAAAGAACUUAUCUAGAAGCUCAGGCCAUGUCUUAUGCUCAAAAGAAACAAUGA
Vicia villosa (hairy vetch) is the source of this 1062-nucleotide messenger RNA. RefSeq lists its product as uncharacterized. The transcript is spliced from 3 exons. The record is from RefSeq and is a predicted model, not a curated record. Lineage: Eukaryota; Viridiplantae; Streptophyta; Magnoliopsida; Fabales; Fabaceae. Bases 1 to 1062 code for a protein of 353 amino acids.